Struthio camelus australis is the source of this 3036-nucleotide messenger RNA. RefSeq names its product centrosomal protein 83 (gene CEP83). Gene Ontology annotation, biological process: cilium assembly; establishment of centrosome localization. The record is from RefSeq and is a predicted model, not a curated record. Gene Ontology annotation, cellular component: centriole; ciliary transition fiber; centrosome. NCBI's taxonomy places the organism in Eukaryota, Metazoa, Chordata, Aves, Struthioniformes, Struthionidae.
GGUGAGCGGUAGCAGUUGAUUACUUUGGCUAUUGCAAGUUGCUGACGAUGGAGUCACAGUGAGGACUAUUAAGUAAUGAAAGGUGACUUGAUCUUCUGGGAUGUCAUCAGCAGAAAGAAGUGGAUGUUGUUAUAGAUUUGUUAUAAAUUAAUUUUUAUCUUGCACUGUUAAUAAUCACUGUGAACAGUCAUCGUAGAAUGGAUACCUUUGGUGGCCUCCUUCCUCCCAUGGUUGGAAAUGGUGAUACCGCUAGUUCACAAGAGUUACAAAAACUUCUGAUUGAUGAAAAAAUGCGAUGUGAGCACCAUAAAGCAAAUUAUCAAACUAUAAAAGCAGAACAUAUAAGGUUACAGGAGGAAUAUACAAAAUCACAAGAUGAACUGAAACGGUUGUUAGUUGAAAAGCAAACUGUACAUGACAAAUUUCAGUUUCUCCUUGCUGAAUAUCAAGAAGAGUUGCUGGGUAAAACACAAGAACUGGAAGAACUGAAGAUGCAGGUGCUAACUCCUCAAAAAUUAGAAUUGGUAAGAGCACAAAUGCAGCAGGAACUGGAAUCUCCUAUGAAGGAACGUAUUAAGAAGCUAGAAAAUGAAGUGGAAAAAUAUAGAACAGAGUAUAACAAACUUCGUUACGAACAUACCUUUCUAAAAUCAGAAUUUGAACAUCAAAAGGAUGAACAUGCCCGUAUUUUGGAGGAGAAGAAAAUAAAAUAUGAGGCUGAGAUAACACGGCUGGAUAAAGAUAAAGAAGAACUCCAUAAUCAGCUGCUUAGCAUUGAUCCGACAAGGGACAGUAAACGCGUGGAGGUACUCUCCAGAGAAAAGGCACAACUACAUCAGAAGUUAAAAGGCUUAGAAGCAGAAGUAGCAGAACUAAGAGCAGAAAGAGAAAACUGUGGUGUACAAGCAGAAAAUAUUCAAAGAGUACAAGUACGACAGUUAGCUGAGAUGCAGACUUUGGCAAGGUCUCUAGAGGCAGAAAAGAAGUCAGCUGAACUACAGGUUGAUCGCAUUGAGAAGGAACUGCAGAUGAGUCAUGAGCAAAACAUUCUUUUAACUAGCAAACUUCACAAAUCUGAACGAGAAGUAAAUUCCUUAGCUGCUAAAGUAGAAGAACUUAAACAUUUACAUAAAUUAGAAGUAACAAAUAUCAAACUGGAGGCAGCAAGAACAAAGAGUGAGAUAGAAAGAGAGCGAAACAGGAUUCAAAGCGAAAUGGAUGGAUUGUUGUCAGACAACGAAAUUCUUAAAGCAGCUGUUGAACGCCAUAAGGUGCUUUUAGUUGAAAAGGAUCGGGAGCUAAUUCGUAAAGUGCAAGCUGCUAAAGAGGAAGUUUUUGAAAAAAUUGCAGCAUUACAGGAUGAAAAGUUAGAACUCGAGAACAGAUUAGCUGAUCUAGAGAAGAUGAAAGUUGAACAAGAUACUUGGAAGCAAUCUGAAAAGGAUCAGUAUGAAGAGAAACUGCGUGUUGUACAGUUGGCAGAAGAAUCUAGCAAAAAGGAACUUCAGCGACUGCGAUUAAAAAUUCAACAGCAAGCUAUUCAGACAGAGGAGUUAGAAGAGAAGAAAACUGAAGCUGCUGAUCUAAAACAGCAAAUUCAUGAUCUGCAGCUCCAAGUUGCCUCACUUGCUCAAUCGGAAAAUGAUUUGUUGGAUUCCAAUCAAAAGCUGAAAGAAAUGAUAGAAAGGUUAAAACAAGAAUGUCAAAAUGCAAGGAGUCAGGCAGAAAAAGCUCAACUGGAAACAGAGAAGACUUUAGAAUACAAACGUAUCGAAUGGCUGGAGGAGAAGCAUGAACUUACUCAGCGUAUCACAGAAAGAGAAGAGAAAUAUAACCAAGUGAAGAACAAGCUAUGUCGAGCUGCUGUUGCUCAAAAAAAGAGAAAGACUCUCAAUGAUAAUAAACACAGGAGGAUGCAAGAGAAACUAGAACUUUUGGAAGCCAAGAUAGAAGAACUAGAAAAAGAAAACCAGGUGUUAAAUAGGCAGAAUGUUUCCUAUGAAGAAUAUACACGCCUCCAGAAGAGACUAAAGGACUUGCAACGUAGACACAAUGAAUUCCGGAGUUUAAUUCUGAAUCCUAACAUACCAUCGCUCAAUCCAGUCAGUAUAAUGUCAUCAUCUGCCUUGCCUCCUGGGCCUGAAGUGUCCUUUCCCCUUCUUCAGGAGGAACAACAUCAAAGGGAGCUUUCUCUGCUUCGCAAGCGGCUGGAAGAACUAGAAACGACACAAAGAAAACAGCUGCAAGAGCUCGGACCAUCAAGAGAGCGAGUAAUGGUGGGAGCAUACAGAGACUUAGCUAGAAACAAACUACCUGAAGAAGAUGAUGCACAAAAUGAGGAAUCUAAAUAAAAUGUGCAAACUCUACCUACUGUUAGUUUUCAAUAGCUUAUUUUUUGUACAUGCUUUUAUUUAAUACUUUGCCAAAAACAUGCUUGUAUGUGCCUGAAUAGCAUAAAACCUAUCCUGCAUAGUUUUGUAUUUUUCAUAGACAGUAGGAAAUAAUCAAAUACAAGGAUUCAAAACAAAGGAAUCUAGGAGUAACUCCAUUUUGAAAACCUUUUUAUAUAAAAUGAUAUAAAAUCAUCUGGAAGUCAAAACAUAUGGAAUAAUCUUGUUGCACAAAACUUUUAAGAACGUCUCUCAAGGUUUGGGUUGUGCUGAUAUUUAAAACAUAAAUUAAAAUCAACUUGUUUGGAAAAAUCUUUUACAACAUCUUUGGUAAUAUUAUCUUACCUUCAGUGUAGAAGUUACUGUAUCAAUGUGGAGUUUUGCUGGGUUGCCAUUUGGAUUUUUAUUUUUGAAGUUCCCAUGCACACAGACGGGAUGAAGUGUAAUGGAAAAAGUGAUGAAAAUUUUGAUUUUCUGUUCUUGACAAUGUGCCUCUUGUGUUUUUACAAAUAUAUUAUAACAGGAAGAAGCAAUAAUCAGGUUCUUAAAAAUAAUGUAGUAGAGAUUAAGUAUAACAAAUUGCCUUCACAUUAUGUAAAUGUAUGUUUGUAAUUGUACUGUAAUGUGUCUGUUUACUUAACUACAG